Molecule: messenger RNA, 630 nt
Organism: Helianthus annuus (common sunflower)
Lineage: Eukaryota; Viridiplantae; Streptophyta; Magnoliopsida; Asterales; Asteraceae
Exons: 2
Coding region: 1-630 (209 amino acids)
Source: RefSeq, a predicted model, not a curated record
AUGGCACCUUACGAACUGCUUUACGGGAGGAAAUGUAGAACUCCAAUAUGUUGGGGUGAAGUGGGGCAAAGGGAGCUUGCACCAAGUGAUUUAAUAUCAGUAACAAAUGAAAAGAUUGAAUUGAUUAGAGCUCGACUGAAAGCAGCCCAGGAUCGACAAAAAGCUUAUGCAGACAAAAGAAGGCGUCCUAUUGAAUUUCAGGUCGGAGAUUAUGUUCUAUUGGAAGUGUCGCCAUGGAAGGGCAUAAUCUGUUUCCGUAAACGGGGUAAGUUAGGCCCACGAUAUAUUGGACCGUUUAAGAUCUUAGCUCGAGUUGGAAGGGUUGCAUAUCGAUUAGAGUUACCGUCCUCACUAGACGGAAUUCACAAUACCUUCCACGUGUCAAAGUUGAGAAAGUGUCUUGCAGAUGAUACAACAUUAGUACCUCUCGAUGACAUCGAGUUGGACGAGGGGUUGAAUUAUGUCGAAAGACCAAUAGCCAUUAAAGACUACAAGGUAAAGAAUCUCCGCAACAAAGCUGUUAGACAAGUGUUGGUUCAAUGGCAGCACAGAAAGGGUUCAGAUUUUACAUGGGAAGCGGAAGAUGAAAUGAGGAAGCACUAUCCGUUUCUUUUUGCUUGUAAUACCUGA